ACGGCGUUGCAUGGCGUGGCGUGGCAUGGCCAGACGUGGCACGGCGUGGCCAGACGUGGCACGGCGUGGCCAGACGCGGCACGGUGUGCCAGACGUGGCACGGCGUGGCCAGACGUGGCACGGCGUGGCCAGACGCAGCACGGUGUGCCAGACGUGGCACGGCGUGGCCUGGCUCAGCGCGGCACGACACGGCUUGUCACGGCGCGGCACGCGUGCCGUUGCGGCCACCCGCCUGCAGGGGGUGCGACCGCCGGAGGGGACGCAUUGUCGCCGUCCCCUGCCCGCUCAGCCAAUCACGGAGCCAAAGCCAGCGCUCGGCACUCUCCAUUGGUCGUCUUGAAGAAGGCGGAGGCCAACAACGGCGGCGCGGCAGUUGCCGGAGGUGUCGGAGGUCGUACGGCGGCAGCGGGAUGGAGCGCGCGGGAGCGUCCGCACAACAGAGGAGCCAGCUGCAGAAUUGCCAAGGAGACAAGGAAAGGCUGAAAUGCACAAGUGCAAUACCCUUUUUAAAGGACUGGACUAAUCACCUGAAUCCACCCUUAGAACCAGUUUCUCAACUCAAGCAUGUUAACAGGAGCAAGAAAGAUAUUCUUGGGACUGUGAUGGAGGAUGCUCAAGAGGAUGGCAAGCUUGGAGCCAAAUCCACACAGCACACUUGCCACACUGCUCUGAAGAAGCCUUCAAAUACAUCUCAGAGAGCAGGAGGGGUGUGUCCAGUGCAGCCAGGGAACAACACGACGUUUCCUGCUUCUGCACAGACUAGAGGCAGGCUCCCAUCUUCAGGCUCUGGUCAACUAAAUCCAGACAGGAGCCAGAAGUCUGCACAGGAGACUGUCACUGCAGCAGCACCUCAGGUGGGAAGUGACCACCCUCCUCCAGGAGCGCCUCACACCCUGAAUGCAGAGCUGCAGGACAGGCUUGUCUGCAACAAGGAAAACCUCAGCCCACAAGCCUCCACAUCCUCAGAGCUGAUCAACACUUUCCAACCUAGUGAAAACAGUCUCAAGAAGGAGAGAGUCUUGGCCCACAGGCAAUGCCCAGCUGUAACGUCAAGGCCCAUUCUGGGUCCAAAAGGCAGAACGAAUAACCACCAGCCUAAGGAAAACCCAGUUCUGGGUAAAUUUAGGAAAGCCCUGCCAGAAUCAAAGAGCAUGUCUCAAAAUACAGCUAUCAGGACUCAGCCAUUGCAGCCCUCUCGGUUCCUUCCUACUUCUGCUAAUUUGAUACAUAAAAACCCAGGGACAAAGCAGGGAGAAAGCACUACUGUGAGGCAACCUGGCACAGCUCCAGGGGGGAGUCUUAAGCAGCACAGCCAGCCUCACCCAGUGAGAAGAUUUCCCACCAAGCCUCCCACCUUGGGCAAGCCCCAGGGGAGCACAAACCUGAAAUCCAACCUGAACCCAGGUGUCACUUUGCCAUGGCCAAGGCCCAUGGUUAAAGAAGUGAUGGGCAGGAAGGACAUGAAGGUGGUGCCUCCUGGACACACAGCAGCAUCCCAAGGAACAAGUCACCCAAACCAGUCUCCCAGCAUGCACAACUCCAAAACUCACGUCCUUGAGGAUGAUUUGAGAAGUAGGAGAGAUCAGCUUAAACCAGAGCUGCCCAAGGCAAGUGGCAUGCAGGCUAGGCGCGUUCCAAGGAUCCCAUCAGCUCCAGAUCGUAAGAAACAGCUGGAGGAGUGGGUGGCAUCCAAAGGCAAGACCUACAAGCGGCCGCCGAUGGUGCUGCUUCAGAAGCAGGCAGUGAAGCCAUCCUGCACAAAGGUCAAAGCAAAGGAGAAGCAAGAGAAUCCAGAGCAGCACUGCCAAGAAAAGAUCAACAACAUAUUAACUGAGUGCCAGAAGCUCAUUGAGGAGGGUGCCCAUGCAGAGGAGAUCUGGGAAAUGCUGUCCCUUGUGCCCCAGGCAGAGAAAUUUGCCAAAUUCUGGAUCUGCCAAGCAAAGCUCCUGGCCCGGAGUGGCCCCUUUGAUGUGAUGCAGCUAUACGUAGAAGCAGUCUGUGCUGGGGCUGAGCCAAUUGAAGAGGUCAGGAGAACUGCUAUAAAUAUUUUGGAAAAUGGAGGCCAAAACCUGGAAGGAGAAAAGGCAGAGGAACCCAUUCCUCAGGAGGCUACUACGCCUUGUCCAGGUGAGAGGCAGUCCAUAGUGUCAACUCCAGGCCUGGUGGCGAGGCGCAUGCCGUCCCUUCCCUCCUCAGUGAAGUUACAAGUUACAUCUGGAUCCAGAGGAAGGAAAUUCCUGGAAGGCUUGGAAUUGAAAUUUGUAACACCCGUGCGGCGCUCACUACGGAUUGAGAGGGUUGGGAGUCGCUACCCAGAGAUGCUGAAAGACCAUGACCCUGUGGUGUCAUCUCUCAGUGAAAUUCUGGAUGCUGAGGAGGAGACUUGCUUCUUCUUCCGGAAAAACAAGGCUUUGCCAGAAGUGACGGAGCUGGAGGGUUUAAGUUCCUAUUCCCCCAAGAGCUCCUGAGAAGUUCCCAGCAGGAACAGGCUGCCUGCCCACCGUGCUGCUUCGUACACACUCCCCUGACUGCUCUUGCUGUCCCUCAGAGGUAGAGGGGAGGGGAUGGCAGAGACUAAGCAUGUUUUAAAUAUCUAAUUGCAGUUUUAAACAUCUAAUUGCAGUCUUAAACAUUAAACUUUGCAGUGGA
Messenger RNA from Vidua chalybeata, 2649 nucleotides. It is a transcript of the gene CKAP2L, whose product is annotated as cytoskeleton associated protein 2 like. Lineage: Eukaryota; Metazoa; Chordata; Aves; Passeriformes; Viduidae. The coding region runs from base 411 to 2468 and encodes 685 amino acids. The record is from RefSeq and is a predicted model, not a curated record. Gene Ontology annotation, cellular component: cytosol; mitotic spindle; centrosome. The transcript is spliced from 9 exons.